CGCUGAAUGGCAGCAGGUGAACCUCUCCGUCGUCUCCGGGUUUCUCCGUUUCUCCGCUCGCCCUGUGGCUGAACCGCGGAGGUGUGUUACCGUCAGGUCCGCCGGUGAAGCUCGGCGGCUCGGUGCCGGUCCCCCUGCAGCGGACAGCACCUGCAGGUUAUCGAGCCGCAGCCGGAGUCCCGGUCGGGCCACAGCCUGCUGCUGUAUCUGGCUGGCCUACAGCAUGGCUCUGUCAUUCCUUGUGGUCUUAGCUGCUACCUUGAUUCUUAUCAGACCCGAAACACCUGUCACUAAGGCCCUGCAUCAGAACUCACUUGAGUGCUGCAGCGAGAAGCAGAGAACCAACAACACAUGUUCAAAUGACACCCACUGUGAACCAGGAUGCUUCAUGCGAGUCCUUGAGAACAGCAACACUGUCUGCAUAUUCUGUGACUCUGCAGCCGUAGAUCUGGAGAACAUCACAGUCUGCACCUACAACUACACAGUGGAGCGUAAAAAUCACACAACAGUGACCACUGUUGUUCCAAAAAUAGGAGGCCCAGGUGUGGCAGCUUCUCUCCUCUUGGGAACACUGUUGAUCAGCCUGUUCCUGAUUCUUUCCGUUGCCUCCUUUUUCUACCUCAAACGCUCAAAUCGGCUCCCAGGCAUCUUCUACCGUCGCAACAAAGCCUUUAUAUUCCAGCCAAGCGAGACAGCUGUCAUGAUUCCCUCUUCAUCAGUGAGGAAGCCGAGAUAUGUCAGAAGGGAGCGGCCCUCCGCUGCAUCAACACUACACAGCGCCACCAUUCCCACAACGGCCACUACUCAAGUUUAUAACGUGUAGGAAGAAGAAGAGGAGGAGGAGGAGAGGAAGCUCAGGAACAAUGUUUCUCCUUCUGUGAAGUUUCAAAGAUGUGAAGGAAACCGCUGACGGUUUUUUUUAGCGUGGCCAAAAGGUAAACAUAGCUGCUUUUGCUGUAUCUUCAUAACUCGGGUUGCUACUUUUUCCCCCGUGUGUUCAGAUCUGUGUCCAGUCAGGAACCCGCCAGUCCUCCUCGCGCUGUGACCUAUCAGGGCAGGUUGAGUCUGAAAUGACACUGACGUGCAUGAGGGGCCAAGUUUCGGCGCGUGUUUGUAACUUUAAACAUUAUUUUGCGUGAAAGUCACUCAUCUCUCUGGAUCUCUCUUCGGUUUUGAAAUAGAAUCUGACAGUAAGCGAUAUUUCCAUGUGCUGAUGGUGUGGAUUCACUCCCAAAGAUUCAAUGAGGUGUUUCAGAAUGAAAGAAGUAACUGUUGGAGGAGAAGUUUGAUAGAUUUGGAUAAAAAGAGCAAUCUCACACUCAUGCCUGUGAGGAAAUUAGUAAGCGAGAGCGAGAAGAUGGUUACCGUCGUGUAGAUUUAACACUGACAUGGGACCGAGGAAAGAAACGGUCUCUCUGGGCCUGUGCAGCGGUCAGACGAUGUUCUUCUCCAUCAACUAGUUUGGGGUCAUGUUUUUGUUUUCUAAAGCUCCAUAUUGAGCUGGAUGAUUAACACGCAGGUGUUGAGUGAAUCUAUUAGAAAACUAAAUAACUUCUCAAAUUAAAAGUCUUUUGGUAUUUCACACAUCGCUAUUUUAUAUAUUAGAAGCUUAGAUCUGCUAAGAAUCUCGUGUUGUUUGGGUUUUUAAUCCAUAAACUUCACCCAAGCUUGCAUAUCUUCUAUCUGGAAGUUGAAAUGUUCCUCUGAAGUGGAGACACAUUGAGCCAGUGCUGUUGGCACCGAGUGACAGCCCAGCAAUGUUUCAUUAUUGAUUGAGUUAUCGGGAUGUUUUUAGACUUAUUUAUUUGUAUUUUGUAAAUGACUGUGCACUGAGGAGGUCUGGUGGACGAGGAGGUUUUGAAUAUUAUUACUGGUUUCACGGUUGUGUUUUGUACAUCGUAUUUAUUUUGUGACCGCCCGUCAAGAAUGUAUUUGAAAUUGUUGCAUUCCUCAUACAGACCAACUUAAAGCUUUUGUUUUUAGUUGCAACCUUGAAAUCUCAACAUUUUCUCCCACUAAGUUGAUUUUAAAUUACAGCUGCUUUUCCUGUUAAACUUUAAAUUAUUGUAUCCUUGUGCACUUUAAUCAUCUGAGGGUUUUAAAGAAAUCCUCCAGUCGGCGUUUUGCCCAAAGGUGUGAUUGAGAUGGAUUCUGUGGUGUCGAUGGCAACAGAGCUGUUGCAUUAUUAAGAUUACUUGACUACUAAAACCUUUGCCAAAUCUCAGAAGAAAGUGGCUCCUACUGUGUGCCAUUACUGUCGUACCUGUGCCAUGAGCUUUAAAUGCAUCCAGCAGGCAUUUAUUCAUGAUGUAUGUCUCUGACUCUUUUUUUCUUUCAUUGCUAUUCAGUGGCCUUUACUGUAUUUGUAAUCUUAAAGCUUAUCCGACCUUUGACCAUGUUUCUGUUGUUUAAUAUUUUGACAACACUGCAAUUGUGAAAGGAAGUGAUUUUUAUUUUGUGUAUAUGUCGGCGUAGUCUGAAGUGAAGCUCAUAAAGAAGCAGUCGUUCCAUGUGUUCCUCUUUGCAGAUUCCCAUCAGCUGAGUACAUGUACAUAGUGAGUUUUUAUACAAAUGACAUAUUGUUUUUGUACGUAUUCUAGUUUCAGUGCCGGAAGGAAAGUUCACAUCUAUGUAUUGUUUGCAAAAAUAAAGCACCUUUCCAUAA
Salarias fasciatus (jewelled blenny) is the source of this 2665-nucleotide messenger RNA. RefSeq names its product chromosome 5 C1orf159 homolog (gene c5h1orf159). The transcript is spliced from 9 exons. Bases 224 to 823 code for a protein of 199 amino acids. Lineage: Eukaryota; Metazoa; Chordata; Actinopteri; Blenniiformes; Blenniidae. The record is from RefSeq and is a predicted model, not a curated record.